AUGGCGAUAGCAAAAAUACUAUCAUCUCUGGUUACAUUUCCUACACCGUUUUUAGACAGCGUUCGUUAUAAUCUCAAUGAUAUGACCAUUGUAUUUUUAGUUCGUGAUGUUUGCACACAACUGAAUGCGAUUACAGAUGGCCACGUACUAAAUAAAUGUAAAAAAUCAAGUUGUCACAAACGAUAUUGUGAAUGUUACGAAUCACGAGUACCUUGUACUAGUUUAUGCAAAUGUAUUGGUUGCAAAAAUACUGAACAAUCAGUACAUCCUCUUAAUGUUGGUUUCUACCGAUCGGGUCAACCAAAAACAACAACACAAACUCCACUUGAUCAAAUACCACGAACAGGACCUCCAACAGAAACUACUAUUCCCAAUAAUGUAUUUAACAUGGAAGUAACUGAAGCAUUAGCUACUUGUUUACUUGUUACUGGUCAACAAUGUGAAAUGAAUCAAAUGAAUGAUCUCGAUUCAAAACAAGUUAUUCUUAAAGAAUUUCAACGAUGCAUGUAUCAAAUUGUACAAUCAGCACUUGGACGACCUCCCACAUCAUCAUUGUUCAACUAA
Molecule: messenger RNA, 564 nt
Organism: Rotaria sp. Silwood2
Lineage: Eukaryota; Metazoa; Rotifera; Eurotatoria; Philodinida; Philodinidae
Source: the annotation of a GenBank genome assembly